AACAUAUCUCACUUCCAUACAAACACCAUUCUCUCCUCUUCUUCUAUAUACUCUCUUUACCAAAAAAAGAAGGAUAUAUUAUCAAAAUGAUGGAUGGAAAAUUUGUCAAGGCAUGCCAAAAGAUGGGCACAAAAGUGAUAACUUGUGCAACAAAUUGUGACAAAUGUUGUAAGUGGACAAAAUGGCCAUUUGUGCAAGAAGAUAAUAAUAUCCCUAGAGAUGUUCCAAAGGGUCACUUAGUGGUGUAUGUAGGAAAAUACCAAAAGAGAUUUGUAAUCAAAAUUACUUUGCUCAAGCAUCCACUAUUCAAAGCAUUGUUAGAUCAAGCACAAGAAGAUUUCUAUGAUUACAAUCAUGUUGAGUCAAAAUUAUGGAUCCCUUGUGAUGAAAACAUAUUUGUAAGUGUUAUUAGAUGUGCCACAUCUCCAAAAAAUAGACGUAUCUCUAUAUGUUUUUGAUGUUUAAAUCAUAUACAUACCUUGUGAUUAAAUUUCAUUAAUUCAUGAUGUUCAACUCAUAGAUAGAAUGUUGACAUCUAUUAAGUCUAUAUUAUAUCAUAUCGUGUGUAUUCGUUGCCUAAUGUAUCUUAAAAGCAUUACUUCCUAAGGCAAGAAAAGUAAAGCCGGUAAAUUCAUUUAGAAUCGUGUCAAAUUAGAUUUUGCGCCUAAGUCACACCUCCAACCGCUAGUUUAAAGGGAGGAGGAUUGUUUAAGCCUUAUAAGGAGCCCAGAAUAUCGUCAUUCAUUUACUAAUGUGGGGACAUUUCAUUCAUCACCCGUCGUGUUUGGAUCCGAAUAUUAUCUAUCAAAGAUACAUUGUCUGGUCCAGUACGUGCACAUUCAUGGCCCGGGGGAUGUUGUCAUCCAGACAACUAUUCGAUUUCCUAAGGGGCCACAUCGAGCAAGGCUAUGAUACUAUAUAAAAUUAGGUCUUAGGCAUAACGCAUUAUCCAAAAAGUUUAGCUCAAAUGAAAAAAGAUUGUUCAAGCUUUUAUCACAAGGACAUUCCAUUCAUCAAGUCACUUAGUGGCGUAUGUGAAAUUUUGUGAAGUUAUAUCAGUCGAUAUUAUCACAAUUUAACUUGUAUGUGUUAAAUCUGUCGGUUGCAUCUUAUGCAAAUUGAUGCUUAUUUUGUGUUAAU
Solanum lycopersicum (tomato) is the source of this 1140-nucleotide messenger RNA. Its product is annotated as auxin-induced protein 15A. Lineage: Eukaryota; Viridiplantae; Streptophyta; Magnoliopsida; Solanales; Solanaceae. Gene Ontology annotation, biological process: response to auxin. The record is from RefSeq and is a predicted model, not a curated record.